AAGCUGCUAUAUUCUUUUUCCAUCACUUCCCUCUCCAAGGCUACAGCGAGCUCAGGGCUCUUCCCCACGCAGAAUGCCUGCUUUCCCUAGCGCUCCGCUGCCAUUGUCUAAUUUUCUCAUCCUGGCUGGGGAAAGGGAAGGCUGCAAGUCCUUCCGUUCGGAAGAACUCCAGUUGAAUGCAGCUUAGCUGCUGCUGGUGUUUCUUGACUAGCUGCUGUGGUCUCAGAGAGCUGCCUAUGAGUCUGUGGUUUCCCUGAGCUGCCUGAGAGUCUGUGAGUCUUUGGGAUCCGCCUACGGAUCUUUGGGCUCUGCCUGCAAGUCUAAGGAUUUGAAAGCUACCUGCGGGGCUGAGGUAUCCGGGAUCUGCCAGUGAUCUCCAGAAUCUUUCCAAACACCCUAAGUCUCAGAGGACUCUGCCUGCGUAUUUGGAAUCUGUUUGAGGCCUCUCAUAUCUCAGAGCGGGCGAUCUAGUGGAUCUUCUGCGGGUCAGAAGCGCUGUCUGCUAGCUGCUUUUCCUGCUCUCUCUUCUGGGAGGCGAAUCCUUGAGUCCGAGAUGGCAGCCACCCUGCUCAUGGCUGGGUCCCAGGCACCUGUGACAUUUGAAGAUAUGGCCAUGUACCUCACUCGGGAAGAAUGGAGACCUCUGGACCCUACACAAAGGGACCUUUACAGGGAUGUUAUGCAGGAGAAUUAUGGAAACGUUGUCUCCUUAGAUUUUGAGAUCAGGAGUGAGAACGAGGUGAAUCCGAAGCAAGAGAUUAGUGAAGAUGUAGAAUUUGGGACUGCCUCUGAGAGACCUGUUGGGAAUACUGAGGAAAAUCCUGAAAAUGAAGAGACUUUUGAAAGUGGGGAUAGACCAGAAAGACAGUGGGGAGAUUUAACAGCAGAAGAAUGGGUAAGCUAUCCUCUUCAACAAGUAACUGAUCUGCUUGUUCACAAGGAAGUCCACACAGGCAUCCGAUAUCACAUAUGCUCUCACUGUGGAAAGGCCUUCAGUCAGAUCUCAGACCUUAAUCGACAUCAGAAAACCCACACUGGAGACAGACCCUAUAAGUGUUAUGAAUGUGGAAAGGGCUUCAGUCGAAGCUCACACCUUAUUCAGCACCAAAGAACGCACACUGGGGAAAGGCCCUAUGACUGUAAUGAGUGCGGGAAAAGUUUUGGAAGAAGCUCUCACCUCAUUCAGCACCAGACAAUCCACACUGGAGAAAAGCCCCACAAAUGUAACGAGUGUGGGAAAAGUUUCUGCCGGCUGUCUCACCUAAUCCAGCACCAAAGGACACACAGUGGGGAAAAGCCCUAUGAGUGUGAGGAAUGUGGGAAAAGCUUCAGCCGGAGCUCUCACCUAGCUCAGCACCAGAGGACCCACACAGGUGAGAAGCCUUACGAGUGUAAUGAAUGUGGACGAGGCUUCAGCGAGAGAUCUGAUCUCAUCAAACACUAUCGAGUCCAUACUGGGGAGAGGCCCUACAAGUGUGAUGAGUGUGGGAAGAAUUUCAGUCAGAACUCCGACCUAGUGCGCCAUCGCAGAGCCCACACAGGAGAAAAGCCGUACCACUGUAAUGAAUGUGGGGAGAAUUUCAGCCGCAUCUCGCACUUGGUUCAGCACCAGAGAACCCACACUGGGGAAAAGCCAUACGAAUGUAAUGCUUGUGGGAAAAGCUUCAGCCGGAGCUCUCAUCUCAUCACACACCAGAAAAUUCACACUGGAGAGAAGCCGUAUGAGUGCAACGAGUGUUGGCGAAGCUUUGGUGAAAGGUCAGAUCUAAUUAAACACCAGAGAACCCACACAGGAGAGAAGCCCUACGAAUGUGUACAGUGUGGAAAAGGUUUCACUCAGAGCUCCAACCUCAUCACACAUCAAAGAGUUCAUACGGGAGAGAAGCCUUAUGAAUGUACCGAAUGUGAGAAGAGUUUCAGCCGGAGCUCAGCUCUUAUUAAACAUAAGAGGGUUCACACUGACUAAGUCCUGUAAUUACAAGAAAUGAUUCAUUUGAAGGUACAAUUUUGACAUCAAAGAGCUCUCUCAACACUGAGCUUCUUUUACCAUACUGAAUUUCCUUGUGGGCCACGGUUAAAAGCAUCAAAGAAGAUAAGCCAUUUGCAAUUCUGACCCACAACUCUGGGAAUGUUAUCCCCUCCUCCAAAGUAGUGAUUUUUAUUCAUUCGAGAUUAAUGAAGUACUUCAUCAAAAUCAGCCCCACAAAUAACUGGGAAUCUGAAGCCCAGGGAAUAAAUGCUGGUAAAUACUCAGGCCUGGAAAUGGAGUAAAUCUUUAAAAGCUAUUUCUCUCAUCCUUGGCCCAAAGAACUAUGCUAGGGGGAAAUGUUGGACUGUAAUAGGGUGGUCACAGCUGCUUCAGAAAAAGACAACCAGAGACCGCAUGAAUUGCCACACCUAUUCACUCUCCAUAGUAGUUGGGCACACACAUCUUCCCCUUCAAAAGGCUUUUUUCUUGAGUUGCUCCUGCAUUUGUAUCUUUCCAUCUUCCUGAGAGCAGGACUCUGCACGAUGAAGGCAAUGAUCAAAACUUUUUUCCUCAUUGUUUCUAAUUUAACUUUAUUAAAGCUUGCAUCUUUGCAAAAGCUAACUGAAGAUACAGAUUGAAAGGAAAAAUGAGACACAGGUUUGGGGACCAAGGACUCAUCAGUGGUGGUGACUUUAGCAAGAGAUGCCCACUGUUGUUAUUGCCAUUAAUCAAAAUGUAUUCAUUUUCUUUGGGGAUCACUGUAGGGAACAUUGUAGGGAAAAUAUCUUCAAGGAAAGCUAGGACCAUACUGAUGGUGGAGUAUAAGGAGCAAGUGGGAUUGACCACUUCAGGGAAGGAAACACAGAAUUCCUCCCCAAGGAACACCACCGGUCCUUUCUGUGUUCUUCCCCCUCUACCCUUUAAGAUCAACUCUCCUUAUACUGCUAACUCUAGCAUUUGCUAAGGGCCACAUCCCACUGUUUAUCUUGGCUUGCAUAAGGGCAUGUGUAAUGUACAGUAAAACGUGUAUUCCUGUAAUUUUUCCAGUAGUGGAAGCUGAAUUCACACAGAAUUAGCAUGUUCUUGGGUGAUGUUGAUCAUGUGACAGAACUACAGACAACUCCAAUGUGAGAAAUGUCCUUUUGGUUUCAUUUUUUCUAAGGAAAAAAUUUAAACACUAGUGCUCUAGUGUGCACUCUCCUGUAAGAUCUGUCUUUGUACAGAACUAAGCACUUGUUUAUGUGUAUCAGUCAAUUGUGGGAGAUAAUGACCAGACAGAGAGGUUGAUUGUCCUGUUCUCAGACUGAAUUAUCUUCUCUUUGGGCUAGUCACAAGGAAUUAAUAAACCUAGGUAGGAAUGUAUUUCCAUCCUCUCAGUCUACAGAUACAUGUGGUUAAAAUGAGAGUUGACCCAAUUUAAGCCUGUUAGUGUCAGUUCUCCUUAUCCCAGCCCACCAUAGGAAUUAGGAAAUACCCCAGAUAUUGAUGCUCACCCAGGUAUUUGGGGGUGGCAGUGUGAGGGGACUAGAGUAAGGAAUAUAUAUUUUUGAGAGUGCCCCCAAAUUCUUUCUACUGUGCUUUAUUGUGAGUGUUGUAACAUUUGAAAAACACUUCUGCCAUAGCUCUUUUGGACUUGGUGUGUUAAGGAGCCAGUGGUCUCUCGGGUAGUCUACUAAAAUGAGUCAUCAGGACCCACAACUGUGUGGGACUGCAUCCUUUGCAGUGACACAGCCCUGAAAGUAACAAAAUGAAACACCACUCCAUCAAGGAGGUUUCUUUAUUAUGUUGCCCCUCCUACUGAAAUGCAAACAUGGGCAGGGAGCAUGUUUUGUGUUCUAUACAGAAUCUAGCUGACUGUGGGUAUUCAUAUUUUAAUUGUUGAAUGACUUACAUGUUCUUGAUGACUAAACUCGAAUAUGUCUUUUCCUGUAUCAGUGUUGCUAAUGUUUUAAAUGAAUAUCGAGGUUCUCCUGUUGUGUCUGUGAGCCACAAUGGGCAUCAGCUUUGGAGUGGCCACAGAAGACAGUAUCCUCAUGACCCAAGUGUAUAUCACUCCCUUUUUCUUCCCCACUCUCCUGCCCCACCCCAACCUGUUCCUGCUGCUGCUUUUGGCUUCUUAGAGGUGAGUGGCCCAAGAAGAGGCUUCUAAGUGCCCCAGCCAUCUCUCCAUAUGUGUACACUUCAGCUGGGAAGUUAAAAGGGCAAGGGCCAGACCAGCUGUUUCCUCUUUUACCCAACUGCUGCCCAUUUGCUGUGUUGAACUUUGUGUGGAACUUAUGCAUCAGACUCUCCUUGCUAAUGCUUUUUGCAUGUCUUCUGCUCCCAAGUCUCUGGCUGCCUCUGCACACGCCCUGAACACUUUGUGCCUGUUUUCUAUGGUUGUGGAGAGUGAGUGAACAAGUAAGCGUGUAGAGCAGUUUUUCGUAUGGUAUUGGUCGCAGUUAUGCUAGUGUCUAUCUACAUCUGUAUUCUAACAAUAUUCUAUAAUUAAAAGUGUAAUUUUUAAAAAUCAAAACACUGAGAAUUAUUUUAGUAAUCCAGCACCGAUUCCUAAAAUGGCAUUUCAUCAGAUUCAUUAAAAUGGGGCACGAUUGUGUUGACAUUAAUGCAUUUGUACAAAUGUUCUUGUGGAAAUUUGGGAGUAUAUUGUUUUCACACAUUGGUGAGCCCUCUGGAUAUUGCCAUACUUUGGGAAGAUGCAAAAAUCUGGAUAGUUUCCUAUGAAGAUUGGGCUGGUGGCAGAACAGCAUGGAAAUAUUUGGUUAUGAGUGCCUCAUUAGCUUUGGAGAAGGAAAAAACAAACACGUCCAAAAGCAGAAAUGAGAGGAGGCCUUGUUGCUUUAAGGAGAUAUUUUUGGGUAUCUGUUGAGAAUGCUAAAACAAUUUCUACUGAACCAGUAUUGGGAUCCCAGAACAGAUACCUCUUAGAAACAGUCAAAGGCCCUCUGUUCAUGACAGAGUUACAGUUUGCCUAAGGUAGUGAUUAUGUAUUACUAGGGUGGGGCCACAAUUUUCAAAUUACUUACAAGCAAUUUUCUCUUAUGAAACCUUUCUUUAAAGGGAAGGCCAGUCUGGGCAGAGGUAGGGAGUAGAAGUGCUUUAAAUUGGGGGAAAACAAACAUAGGGAAGAAAACUACAACCCUAUAGCCAGGACUUGAAAAGAGAUUUUAUCAAAAUCUUUUUAAAAAUUCAAUUUUUCCUUUCUACAUGUUCAACAACUUUUAUUUCUGGGAGGAAAAGUUAAAGGAAAACGCGGGCUCACCUGGAGCCUCCUCUCUAAGCGUAUUUGAUAUGUUAAUACGUCGCCAUUAUUAUAAUGGAGCAGACUUCCUUCUGUGUGCUGUGUUCUCUAAGAGGCUAGGUUAGGGCUUUGCUUCCAGGCCACUAGGAUACGGAUGAAUGCACUGAAAUGAUAAUUUGUUAAGGGGUUCCCUACUGUUUCAAAAGUUGGUAUUAUUUGAAAGGGAGUUCCUAUGCCCUGGGAGAAAUGGGCUUUUUGAAGCAUUGGUUAGAUACCCAUCUCUACGGUGUAGCCUGGGCUACGGCUUAUCUACGGGAGACUUCAAGAUCAAAGGUCAUUAGUGAAAAACAAUUGAGGAAUGAAACUAAUAGAAGAAAAUUACCUCGUCAUGACCCAAAAUUGUUUCAUAGUUAAUCCCAUUUUUAAAUCUGUUUUCCUAAAUGCUUCAUGUUCAAAGUUUGUAUCAUUUUCAGCUUUUCCGAAGGUGGUUUUGUUUUUCCUUUCUGGGAGAGAUUGAGGCUGAUAACCUCAAAAUCUCACUUUGAGUUUCACAACAGCCCCUGCACCUAGCUGUCUCACAGACACCUCCGUUUGGAAAUUACCCAGGCACCUUAAAAUCAAACCCCAAACUGACCUUACCACUUUCUUCCGCCACCUCCCAGCUGCUUCUCUUGUAUUUCUUUCUUUCUUUCUUUCUUUCUUUCUUUCUUUCUUUCUUUCUUUCUUUCUUUCUUUCUUUUUAGAUUUAUUUAUUUGAGAAAGAGAGGGCGAGCAUGAGAGAGUGGGGGAGGGGCAGACAGAGGGAGAAAACCUUCAAGCAGACUCUCUGCUGAGGGGGGAACCCCGGGACCGGGACCACCUUACCACCCAUGAGAUCACAACCUGAGCGGAAACCAAGAGUCCAAUGCUUAACUGACUAAACCAACCAGGCACCCCUCCUGUAUUUCUUAACUCAGUCAUUGCCUAGUUAUCCAAGCUAGAAACUUGUAUAUCAUACUCAACAGCUCCCGUUCCUUUUGGCACCCUCCGCAAACCAAUAAAUAUUAGUGGAAUAGUCAUUGA
Messenger RNA from Ailuropoda melanoleuca (giant panda), 6272 nucleotides. It is a transcript of the gene ZNF436, whose product is annotated as zinc finger protein 436. Lineage: Eukaryota; Metazoa; Chordata; Mammalia; Carnivora; Ursidae. The transcript is spliced from 4 exons. Gene Ontology annotation, molecular function: RNA polymerase II cis-regulatory region sequence-specific DNA binding; DNA-binding transcription factor activity, RNA polymerase II-specific. Bases 554 to 1966 code for a protein of 470 amino acids. The record is from RefSeq and is a predicted model, not a curated record. Gene Ontology annotation, biological process: regulation of transcription by RNA polymerase II.